Helicoverpa armigera (cotton bollworm) is the source of this 440-nucleotide messenger RNA. RefSeq lists its product as uncharacterized. The coding region runs from base 61 to 408 and encodes 115 amino acids. The record is from RefSeq and is a predicted model, not a curated record. The transcript has 8 exons. NCBI's taxonomy places the organism in Eukaryota, Metazoa, Arthropoda, Insecta, Lepidoptera, Noctuidae.
CUCGUGUAAUAACAGUGAUUAAUCAUUUGUCACCAGUUAAACCUUCGUUGGCCUACUGUAAUGCAUUUUCAAUUUUAUUUGAUUACUAUUCUUUUGUCUAUAACGUAUGUAAGCAGUAAAAAAUCUGCUAAAGGUCUCGAUGGAGCAGGCCUUGAAAUGAUGCUUGCGGCCAUAGGUGGUCUUGGCGGAGAUGGAGGUGGAUCGGGGUCAUCAGCAUCAGCCGAGGAAUCUGAGGACUCUGAAAUGGAUACUAGAGAGGUCAAGAAGUAUUUCGAUAGUAUGGCCAAAAUGGAAGAAAAGCUCUACAAGAAAGAGAUUCGACACCAAAUUAGUAAAGAAGAACAAGACCAGCUCAAAUAUUUUGAAGGCAUGCUUGCAAAAGUUAAACAAUUAAAUGCCCACGUGUAAAGUUAUUCCAUUGCAAUAAAAAUAAUGAUUUA